This is a messenger RNA of Fusarium sp. VM40, 1107 nucleotides long. NCBI's taxonomy places the organism in Eukaryota, Fungi, Ascomycota, Sordariomycetes, Hypocreales, Nectriaceae. The record is from the annotation of a GenBank genome assembly.
AUGCAACGCCACGCCUUCAGUUCGGUGUGCAGCCGGACAAGGCCAGAGCUCGAGCAGUUCUCAGACGCCUUCCGAAACUACGCCCGCCAAUUCUCGACUACACAGAUCCAGGCCGCCGAUGGUCCCAGCACACCAAGACCGGCCACUCGCGGCGGGAGCCGUUUUUCUGGUCAGGCUGGCGGUCCCAAGGUCGUCGAUAUAAAGAAUAUGCCCAUGCGCGGCCGGGGAGGUUUCAGAGGGCGUGGUGGUGGCGAGCUCCGUGGACGAGGUGGUCUUCGUGGACGGGGUGGACUUACCGGACGAGGUGGAUUUACUGACAGAGGAGGAUUUAAUGGACGAGGUGGUUUCACAGGCAGGGGAGGCUUUUCAGGCCCGAAUCGCUCAUCAUCGCCAAACGGUGCACCUACGAGAGGCCGAGGUCGUGGCGGAUUCAGUGACAGAGGCCGCGGUGGUCGUGGGGGUCGAGGACGUGGUGGCCGAGGAGGAAAAACCGAACGACGAAGAGAUGACGACGACAAGGACAGGAAGAAUAACCAGAACGAGUUCAACAACCUGGAUCCCGAUGAGCAGUCAUUCGAGGACAGCGUUCGAUUCGGCAUGACAUCCAAAUGGGCGCCCUCUCUGACAAUCGAGUCUGUCAACGAAUUCGCACCCGUCGCACCAAACACUACCUCUGGAAAAUCAGCUGCUGUUCUCCAGAACCUCAGCGUUCUUGGCACAGCUGACCAUGUUGGCGCACCGGAAGCUUUCCAACCUCGCUACUACGCCUCUGAGAUCGAGGCAGGCGGCAUCCGCUUCUUUGCCGAUGCCAACGCCAAGCAGGCCGCUGAGAAGCACCUCCAGGAUAAGCUUCAGGCCGAGGGCAAGGAGUCCAAGGGCCCUAUCAUCACCGAUGCUGAGGAGUCUGUCCGCCAGGUUAUCACACAGCGAGCUGUCCAGGGCCAGCACGAGACACCCAAGUUUGCUUCAGACCCCGUGGGCGUGUCCCGCUCAUGGCAUCUCCGGGCUGAGACGUACAAUAUCAACGACGUCAACUCGUUCGAGACAAAGUUGACGUCGCUCUUGUCCAAGGGCGCUGGUGGAAAGGGUGGAAAGGCGCGCGCUUAG